Messenger RNA from Gasterosteus aculeatus aculeatus (three-spined stickleback), 1886 nucleotides. The record is from RefSeq and is a predicted model, not a curated record. Lineage: Eukaryota; Metazoa; Chordata; Actinopteri; Perciformes; Gasterosteidae.
CCUCACACUGCCAGAGCCUCACAGGAGCCUCUCUGGCUGAAGAACCCCCCCGAAUCCCCCCGCCCUGCACACACUGACUCGGGCCUGGAGACGAAGACCCUCAGCAGCGUCCCUCUGAGUCAGGCCUCCAUUUGCCAAAUCCUCUGUUUCCCAACACUGACAUGGAGCUCCGAAGGGGGCAUCGAUUCUUCCGCCCCCUGGGGGAGGACAGGCCCCCCAUGCUGGACCUGAACCGACGCCUGGAGACCUACCUGGGCCGGGUCCACCUCCUGCAGGAGGAGAACGCGCUGCUGGCCGAAGAGAUCCGGGCCCUGAGACGCAGCGACCGGGGGGCCCUGGAGGAAGGUGUGCGGCGGUUGAGGCUGGAGGUGGACGCCGCCUGGCGGGAGAAGGUCCACGCAGAGCGGGAGGCGGGCAGGGCGGCCGAGGAGAUCCAAGCCCUGGAGCUGCAGAGGCAGGAGGAGGCGCGGGCCCGGGCGGAGGCCAGGAGGAGGCUGGAGCAGAGCAGGAAGGAGCUGGAGGGGGAACAGUGGGCUCACGUGUGGCUGAGGGAGAAGGUCGGUGAGCUGGAGCAGGAGAUCAAACAUCUGAUUGGAAGCCAUCGGGAGGACAUGGCCGCCUUGACCAAGUCCAGAGCCACUAGGGCCCCCACAUGGUCUCAGAGGGGCACCCAGGCAACACACCUCCUGCAGCUGGGGCAGGAGUACUCCCAAAGGGCCACCAGGGCCUGGCAGGAGGCAGCUGAGGCCCAUCGGGGGCUCUUCAGUCGCCUCGAGGACUCACUGAGCGAGGCCAGGGGCCGUUUAACCCGAGUGGGUCGGGAGAAGAGCGAGAGCCAGCUGAAGCUCCGGGCCCUGGAGGAGGAGAUGGCGUCGGCUCGCGACGCCAGGAGGCUGCUGGAGACGACUGCAGCCCAGCAGGCAGAAGGACACAGACAGGAGAUCCACCACCUCCAGGAGCUGUCGGCUGGCCUGCAGGCUGAGAAAGAGGAGCUGGACCACCAGAUGGAGCUUCUUCUUCUGGAGAGCCGAGGCCUGCAGCAGCAGCAGACGUCUCUGGGCCUGGAGGUGGUGACGUACCGGUACGCCGCAUCCGUCACCACGUACCUGUUCAGCCUGUGCAGGGCUGAGGUAUCCCAGCAUGCAUUGGGUGAAAGGAGGCAGAGACAAAAAGUCCCCCCCCCCCUCGUCAAGCAGCCCCAUUUACAACGAUGAUGUCCUCGUAUUAACCACGGAGACAGGAACGGGACAUGGUUAGCCUAGCUUAGCACAAAGAUGAGACACUGUGGAACCAGUUAAGCUGUCUCUACAUCCAUCAGCCCCCGGAACCUCCAACACGUUUGGCUGCUUGCUUUUCCACAUGUGGUGCGUUCCACCACUGGUCCUCCGGGUCGUCAUGUCGAGUGUCGGCCGCUCAUGUUUGCGACGUGUUCACCUUUCAUCACAUUUACUUCCAUUGCUUCACUGCGUUGCAACACACACGCGUUGCCCUUUAGAGCCGGAGGAAAGUCUGAUGAGUGUAAAUAAAUACUGCAUCCAUCCUCUUUAUUUCAUCCCACAUGUGCUGUUGGCUGUUGACGGACUCAACGGACACGAGUCCCGUCCUUCUUCUUCUUCUCUUUUCCAUCAAACACAAUGAGACGAAUGGGGGAGCAGAUAGAUCACAGAGCAGUUUCCUCUUUGUGUCGUCAGGGACUUUUUGUAAUGUAUGUAGUCACAUCGCUGUGGAAAGAGAAGCUCUGGCUUCUCACUGAUUUGUGCGUGAGGAAGUGAUGGUUUGUGCGCUGCAGAUGCUUCCUAACAACAGUUGUUGUCCCCUUAACUCGAGUAUCAAAUGUCUCCAUGUCCCCGUUCCCUGUGUAAGCUGCUUCCUCUCGUUGUCCGUCU